Messenger RNA from Striga asiatica, 444 nucleotides. The record is from the annotation of a GenBank genome assembly. NCBI's taxonomy places the organism in Eukaryota, Viridiplantae, Streptophyta, Magnoliopsida, Lamiales, Orobanchaceae.
AUGAACCUGUUCUGGAUAUCGAUCUUGGUAAAAAGAGUCGAUCCGUGCCUGAAGAGAGUUGCGGCUUUUUCCGGGCCGAGGUAUUUCGAGAAUGUGGCGAGCACGUCCUUCUUUGAAACACCGGCCAGCGAGCUCUGGAAAAACUGGAUUUUGGGAAGGAUUGAAUUUUCCGGCUUCGACAGAAGCAACCUGGGUUUUGCCCUCACGAUGCUGGAGAUUUGGGGUUUUGUGAAACCCUCAUUUUUGAGAAGAUCUAGAAAGGCGUUAGGCUUGACGGGUGUGUCGAAAUGCACGAGCUUCGAAGCAGCAAUGGAUUCCUCCGGCGACAACCCGCAUGAGUCGACCAGGAAGGAGACGACGACGCUUUUUUCCGGCGAAUAUCCGGCGGGUGUUGUGUUUCCAAGGGUGCUGAAAUUCGCGAGUCAUAACAAAAACAAAUGGUAG